Molecule: messenger RNA, 2674 nt
Organism: Musca domestica (house fly)
Lineage: Eukaryota; Metazoa; Arthropoda; Insecta; Diptera; Muscidae
Exons: 6
Coding region: 1548-2186 (212 amino acids)
Source: RefSeq, a predicted model, not a curated record
UUUUAUUCAAAUUAAGUUAAAUUCUUGUGUUCGUUGAAAUAAUUGUUAACAGAAUCCUCAGAAAAGUGAUUCCAAAUGAAAAGUUUUGCAAUUUUAUCUGCUUAUUUUAAGAAUAUAGAAAAAAUUAAUUUAUUGGCCAAAAAAUUUGCAGCGUCCAUUGCAAAUGUAAACAGAGAGCAAAACCAAAGAGAGCCAAAAGCAAUAACGAUGGUGAGUUAGAAAUGAGCAGAAUAUGAAUGUUGUUGAUAAAUAGCUGAAAUCAAAACAAGGGGAUUCUGUUGUAAAUUCCUGUGGAUAGCUUUUUUAAGAAAACAAGUGACCUGUACCAGAAAAAUUAAAAAUUAUUAAAAUAUCUAAUAAAAUAAAUAUAAAUAUUAUAUUUUUUGUUAAAGUAGGUGUAAAUAAAUACAAAAUAAUCGCGAGUGUAUCAAUUUCUGUAGAAGCUUAGACACUUUAACCUUUUCAAAAUUGUGGAAAUAUGAUAAUUAAAAAAAACAGUCUGGUCUACUUUGUUCUUGUUUUUUGUUAAUGUCAGCCUUUGUGUACAUACCAAAUUUUGCAACUGUCCAGUCAGUGUGCCAUCGGUUAUUGGGCAAAGCGCAACACAAGUGAUUUUAUCUAAAUUAAAAUUUGUUUUAUUCGUAUAUCAAACGGUUGAAAUGUAUAAAAAAGUAUAAAAAAUGUUUAUUUGUCAUGUCGUUUCGAUAAAUUACGCGAAUUUCACCGGUAAAUCGAAUGAAAUCUCGGGACGGUACGGUAGCAAGCAUGUGGUGUUUUAUUGUGAUUCCAUUCGAAAAUUAAGUUAAAUUCUUGUGUUCGUUGAAAUAAUUGUUAAUAGAAUCCUCGGAAUAGUGAUCCCAAAUGAAAAAUGUUGCAUUUUUAUGUGCAUAAAAAAUAAAUUUACAAUUUUAAUUUAUUGGCCAAAGAAAUUUGCAGCGUCCGUUGCAAAUGUAAACAGAGAGCAAACAGCAAAGAGAGCCAACAGUAAUAAUGAUAAUGAGUGAGAAAUAAGUGCGUUGUUGGUAGAGAGCUAAAAGGCCAACCAAGAGAAGUUGUUACAACACAAUUGUAUUAUUGUUUAAAAAAACAUGUACAAAAAUAUAUUUCAUGGAUGAUCGUCAGAGUAUAUGUUUUAAAUACAUUUCGUAUCUUAAUGAAAGAAAUCUCAUAAAAUCAUCAUGACGAUGUGCUAAUCUGAGGGUAUACGUCCGGUCUUAAGAUGAAAAAAAAAACCCGAAAUGCACACAUUCCUCUCCAUCUCAAUGUAUGUGACUUUGCAUGUAAACUCUCUACAUUAACUACACAUAAAACCGAUACUGCCAAGUUUCGACAUUGUCCAACCCCAAAAGUGUUAAAGAAAUACAAAAGAAAGAAAAAAAAAAUACCAAAAGUCGAUUACAUGAAAUUUGUAUUUUUUCUUGGCAAAUCCCAAACCGACAACAAGUAAAGCAAUCAAGCUCAGAGCCAACUAGUGUAAAGAGAAAUCAGCAAAUUUUUUGAAAACAAAAAACCCUCCAUACGCCUACACAUCCCCCCUCACAGACACAAUGCAACCACUGAAAUGCAGUUUAGCCUUUGUGCUAGCUUUGGGUUUGUUCCAUGUUAGCUCAGCCAUGCCAGGACGUUAUGUGCGAGCCACCGACAGUGAUGAUGGAUCACUGGUAACCCUACAAUUUGCCGACAAUGAAAGUGAUUUGAAUCCCAUUAAUUCGGAGGCCACAUCGGGCGAUGAUUUAGAUCGUAACAAAAGAAAAAUUGCCGGUGCUACAUUUGAGGCCAAAAAUGCUGUCUUAGGUUAUGUCUUUGGCAAAAUCGAUGGUUUCUUGGACACCAACAUUCGCAUCCUUGACCAAUUGGACCGUGCCAACAUUGAGAAGAACAAGCAAUGGGAUAUUCCAAAGCCAGUGCCCAUCAAUGAUGUCCAAUCCUUGAUCACAGCCGUUGUGUCACCCAAAAUUCGUGUUGUUGGCAAUAUUGCCAAUGACUUGACCACCGGUGUUUUGACCACAAUCACAGCCUUCAGUGGCAGUUCCUCGGGCGGUAACUCCAACAAUCCCAAUGCUGGUCUGGGCAAUAUUGUGUCGAAAUUCUUGGGCUUCUCUGGACCUAUCUUGCAAGGAUCAUCAGGUGGCGGUGCUGGUGGUUCAACUACUCCAGCACCUGAUUCAGAUGAGGCUGGUUAUUAGAUAACCAACAUAACAUCAUGAAGACCUUUCCUGUAAUGCCAAACACAAGAAGGUUUUGAACGCAUCCAACACAGAAACACACACCCAUAUCUAAAUACAAAUCUAAACAUGCGUACAUACAUAAGUGUUCAUAUAGAAAUUAUGGAAAUAAUUAACACAAAAUUUGUUAUUGUACAAUUGGAUUGUUACAUUUUUAAUAGUUUUAAUUUAGUUUUGAUUUGUAACCAUUGUUCGAUUUUAAGAGAACAACAAUUCGAACACCGAUAUCACUCAUAAAAUUAGCAAAUUGUUCUAUAUUUUCUUCCAUCUACCAUAAUUAUUAGUUGUAUCACAAACAAAUCCUAUUACGAUUUAUAUACAUGUGUAUAAUAUUUCAAUAACCUAUCUACGCACCGUACACACACCCAUUGUCACAGAGACACACAUUAUUUUGUAAAUAUUUAAUAUAGCAAUUUUCCGAUUCUUUCCCUCUUUUUGUACUACUGUUU